Molecule: messenger RNA, 342 nt
Organism: Leishmania braziliensis MHOM/BR/75/M2904
Lineage: Eukaryota; Euglenozoa; Kinetoplastea; Trypanosomatida; Trypanosomatidae
Product: putative small nuclear ribonucleoprotein
Exons: 1
Coding region: 1-342 (113 amino acids)
Biological process (GO): RNA processing; spliceosomal snRNP assembly
Cellular component (GO): precatalytic spliceosome; U1 snRNP; U12-type spliceosomal complex
Molecular function (GO): RNA binding
Source: RefSeq, a predicted model, not a curated record
AUGGCGGAGAGCAUUCCGAUGAAGGUGCUCUUCGAUGCGCUGCACCUGAAGGUCUCCAUAGAAGUCGCUACCGGGGAGGUGUACCACGGCAUCGUAGAGGAGUUGCAGAACAACAUGAAUGUGCUACUUAAAAAUGCCACCAAGACUACACGGGGCGGUAAAGAGACCAAAAUGGACUCCGUCUUUGUACGAGGCUCGAACAUCGUCUUCUUCCAGUUGCCGGAUGCGCUGCAGACCAGUCCUGCGUUGCUCCGUGCUGGCGAAAUCGUGUCCAAGGCAAAAGACACACGUGGCGAUGGCAAGGGGUUUGGUGCGUCACGCAAGCGUGCUCGCAACUCGUAG